AUCAGAAAGCCGGUUCCACUUCAUCUUGGAGAUGGAGGAAAGCUUGCCAGGAGAACAAUUGCACACCCCUCCAGUCCUCAUGUUCUCAGUUUGUUCUUCUCUGUGAUACAACCAGCAUCAUGAGAACAGCCAGCAGCAACUCCAGCGUGAUGAAAUUUUCACUCCUUGACAAGUGCAAGAAGCCGAAAAACUAUGCCCAGCCAGAAGUUUUGUGUCACACCUUUGAGAUGCUGUCUAACCUCCACAAGCUGCUUCCUAAUCACCUGAUGGAGACGCUUUAUUCCUACAAGAGUGAAGAGGACAAGAAGAAAUGUAUGUGGGUAGAAGGUGAGAAUCCUGAACUCUCUGGCUUAGAAAGAAUCUUAGCAAGACAUCAGUUGCCAAAAGAGAUUAAUCUGACCCCAAAGCCGAACAGAAUGCCCCCGUGGAAAAGAAAAAUCAUCAACAAUGUAACUGACGGGUGGAAGAAAUGUCACUUGUUGAAGAGAAACAUGAAAGAGCCUCCAAUGUCCACCAUAGUUGUCAGAUGGCUGAAAAAGAACAUGCAACCCACUGAAGACCUCAAGUCAGUGAUCUGUAGGCUGUCAGCAUUUGGCCCAAUUCAGUCAGUCACUGUUUGUGGACGUCAAAGUGCUAUAGUGGCAUUCAAAGACAUGACUUCAGCCUGUAAUGCUGUGAGUGCUUUUCAAAGUAGGACCCCAGGCACCAUGUUCCAGUGUUCCUGGCAACAACGAUUCAUGUCAAAAGACAAAACUUAUUCAAAAAAAUAUACCCAGAAGACACAGCCUAAGGAAUAUAAGCAGGAAACUGAGAAAACUGCCAACAACAGCUAAAGGGACACAAACAGUCCAAUCUCAUGAGACCAGCAGGAUGAACAGGUAACAGAGGUCAAAGAGAAAGAAUGAAUGCCCACCUAUGGAUGGAGGCAGUUUAGAGCAAUAUGCUUGUCCAAAGUCACAAUUAACUGCACUGACACAGAGAAGUAGAUAUUGCACUUUUGCUCAACUAAGUACCACUUUGAUGACUAAGAACGGGCCCUCUGGGAUCAGACAAAGGAAAUCGCAGUGCCUUCUGGGUAUAUCAGAACCUACAUGAAGUUCACAAACUCUAAACAAUGAAUGCUCAACUCUGUUGUAUGAAGUAGCCACAAUUACCAACCUUACUGCACAAAUCAAACAAGAGAUACCUUAAAAUAGGAAUGAUGCUGAAACUCUACAGCUUUUGUGUGAAACACAUAGAAGAAGAAAGUAAAACAGGACAAACUCUGUGGGCAGGCUCCACCUGACUAGAGGAUUCCAAUGAAGGACUCAAACUGGACACCAAAUCCACAUAG
Pongo pygmaeus (Bornean orangutan) is the source of this 1333-nucleotide messenger RNA. Its product is annotated as testis expressed protein 56. The record is from RefSeq and is a predicted model, not a curated record. Gene Ontology annotation, molecular function: nucleic acid binding. The transcript has 7 exons. Bases 120 to 833 code for a protein of 237 amino acids. NCBI's taxonomy places the organism in Eukaryota, Metazoa, Chordata, Mammalia, Primates, Hominidae.